Molecule: messenger RNA, 1253 nt
Organism: Setaria italica (foxtail millet)
Lineage: Eukaryota; Viridiplantae; Streptophyta; Magnoliopsida; Poales; Poaceae
Product: MAP7 domain-containing protein 1
Exons: 6
Coding region: 5-1186 (393 amino acids)
Source: RefSeq, a predicted model, not a curated record
CUAUAUGUGUUACUUGCAGGCAAUUUGCAGUGAACUUCAUAGCUUAGCACUUAAGCUUGUGAGUUCGGAGGAGUGCAUUACACAUACGAAGAGCUCUUGGUUGUUCAGAAAUCGAUCUUGCGCCAUGGAUGGCGACAUGAAACAUCUGAGGGUUAGGUUUUCUGGGUUGGGGCAUGAAGAUCGUGGUGGCGGCGAGACUAUACAAGUGCCAUAUCAGCAAAGCACAAGUUUUGGUCGAGGGCUAAUGAGUAAUGCGGAGGAAUACGAUGCAGCGUAUGCAGCCAUGGUGGCAGCAGUGGCGUAUGCUAUUGCUGCUCGAGAGGAGAGGCUAGCGUCUCAAGAGAAGCCUGUUGCGGAGAGGUUUGGAACCGAAGGAAAGCCUAUGGUGGAGAAGGUAGCGUCUGGAAAGAAGCAUGCUUCAAUCGGUGAGCCUCGGAUCAGACCGCAGUCCAAGUCACCACCCCAGAAAGCUGAAAGCCUUAAAAGGCCUAUUGAAGGCAACACAUCUUCAAAAUGGUUCAGCGGCAAAGAGCCCAUAGACGACGGUUAUGAUGAAGAACCAGGAGCUAAUGUGUCGGUAAGGAGGCCAUUAAGACCGGCACAUAAGAAGCCAGGUGUCAUUUCAUCAGAUGACAAGGUGGCGGAGAGGUUGUCAAAUGAUUCUGCCCCAAGCAUAAAGAAGGAACCUAGUUUCGCCCGAAAAGGACCAGAAAGGAAAGGAAGCUGGAAAUUUGAGCAAGAUCAAGGGAAUCAGAAGCUGCCGCCAGCGCCAGCACCCCCGGCCAAGCCAAUGAGCUCAUAUUCCGGUAGAGACAGUACAGUUGCCACUCCUGUAAUGACUUUUCCCAGUGAAGCGGAAGCGAUGGCAGAUGCUUGGGAGAAGGAGAAGUUGGCCAAAAUCAAGAAGCAGUACAACGAGACGAUGGAGACCAUUGCCGAAUGGGAGGCCGAGAAGAAGGCCAAGGCCAGGCGGCAAAAGGAACUGAAAGAUGAGAGCGACUCGGAGAGGAAGCGCGCGAAGGCGCUGGAGGAGUACAACGAGGAGAUGUCGAGGAUCAACAAGGUAGCUGCAGCUUCGAGGUUGACGGCAGAGGAGAAGAGGAGGAGCGCGGACAGAAAGGUCAGGGACAAGGCACAGACGAUACGGUCCACGGGGAAGCUUCCCCGGACAUGCGUGUGUUUCUGAAACCAUGCGUGUGUGAAAAAGCGUCGGCAUGGAGAUCUACAUUUCUAACGAGUUGUUUGGAUACGAA